Messenger RNA from Closterium sp. NIES-67, 1509 nucleotides. The record is from the annotation of a GenBank genome assembly. NCBI's taxonomy places the organism in Eukaryota, Viridiplantae, Streptophyta, Zygnematophyceae, Desmidiales, Closteriaceae.
UUGCAGCGCCAAGCUAGAGCUUCCAAUUCUUCACCCACUUCACAUCUUGUCUCAUUCUUCAGUCCCUUGGUCUUCCACUUCUGUUCAGAAAGACAUGCUUCCAGGACCCGCGUGUUCGCAGUAGAGCUGCCUACGUGACCAAUUCGACACAUCCGCACCUUCCGUCUCCAACAAUCGUAUUGCUAACCAUCGUCUCACCGAAAUCAGCGACCUCGCUUCGGCGCGCUUAACAGCUUAAUUCGCCUCGACCGCGUUGGCGGCAGCAUGGCGAAGCAGAAAAAGUCGCUCAAGGGGUCGGUCGCCAUCGUCGCAAUGAAUUUCCUCCGAUUCCUCAACAUGGUCAUCAUCGCCGGCGGCGCGGCCACCAUCGUCAUGAUAUUCCUCAUCCAAUCACCGCCCACCUUCCCCGGGGGCUGGGGCUUCUUCUUCCUCAGCCUGCUCGUCAUACUAUCCGGCCUCUUUGGCACGAUCGCGUCGGGGCAGGUCGGCUGCUUCGAGUGCCAUCUGUUCUGCCUGUUUAUCAGCGCCGCGGGGCUCUGCGCCUCGGUCCUUAUGAUCUUCAUGCGCUUUAAAGACGUGGUGCUCGCGAUCAAGCCCGACGCGGACGCGUACGCGAUGUACGACGCGGAGCAGUACGUGCGCAUUUUAGGCGCGAUCUACUUUUUCAUAUUCAUGACGCAGAUGGUCAUCCUCAUGCUCGGCUGCACGGUGCAACACUUCGGCCUCAUAGAGCACAACGAGGACCUCGACGCGCUCAAAUCCGCGCGUGAGCUGGCGCACUCGGAGGAGGUGCACCGGCGGCCGAGGAUCGACAAGUGGGUGCCGCACAAGCUGACGGAGAAGAUGAAGCACAAGUACCGCCAGUGGACGCACCGGGGCGCGGGCGACGACGAGGAGGAAGAGGCCAUGGAGUUCGACAUGGAGUCCAACUCCAUCGCCGGCAGCCACCUCACCGGCAGCCCCCCGCCCUCUUACCCAGCCGCCUCCACCUACCCUCCUGCGUAAACCGUCUAGAGAGCCAUCUUUGGGGCCGCAUGAGUACCGGCAGUGGGUGAGGAGAUGGAGCUCGCUAUGGAGUCGAUCGUUAGCAGCCAUUGCAGCACGAGCCGCCGCCGUCGGGCCCAGCUGCCGCCAUCCGUCUACUACUUACCCGCCUGCCUGAACCCUGACGAUUUUUUAGCCGCCCUGAAAGUACGCUGCCCGCCGUCGAUAGCCCUCCGCCCGCUUGAACCGCGCGCCCUCACUCUCCUGCAGUCGCCACGAGAAUUCCUCUUUGCGCCCCAGUUUCAGGCCGCUUCCACUUACCCUUCUGCGUGAAUCAUAAGAGAGCUUCAGUCUGUGCUGAGUUGACCUGUGUAGUGGCGUAUCCUUGGACCCUGGCGUACCAUGGCACCGUUGGACUAGGUUUACGUUUGUGAAGGUUCGGUGUUGAUAGAUGCCGUUUAGUUAAAGCUACUUGUAUUCUAUCCUGGUAUCCUGCUGCACCUGAUAUGCUGAACACAACCUUGU